AUGGAAAAGGAAAGUAAGGAGAAAAGAAGAGAAGUAUCGAUGGCCAUGGCGGCAGACUGGUCUACACUCCAUAAGGAUCUUCUCCUUCUGAUAUCUUCACGACUCGACAACGAAGCCGAUAUCAUUCGUUUUCGAUCAGUUUGUUCAACAUGGCGCUUUUUCAUACCAAAUCACAGUUUACCCUUCAAGUUACCCCAUUUUCACACUUCAUCACUCUCUUGUUACCUCUCCAAACACAACAUCUUCCUCAUCAAACCACCUCAACAAGAACAACAACAAACCCUCCGUCCUUGGUUGAUCAGAAUUGCGAAAAACUCAUGCCGAGAAACUCAACUCUUCCACCCGCUCCGAUCAGUUGACUCUUCCCCUUAUCAUUUCCCUCAUGUCCUCGACUUGAAGAAAUUCUCUGUCGUUCGUUUAGGAGCCGACGUUGUUAUGGGAAGAUAUAAUGAAGACAAGACCGUUUUAGAACGGUCUAAGGAAUUACUAUCGCAAUUUGAACUAUAUCAGUUGAAGAUACAUCGUCAGGAUCCGACACCUUUAGGGCAUGGUAUGGGAAAAAAGGUAGUUGCUAUUAUGCAACAUGGGAAAAACAAAGAAACUGUUGCUCUCGGCACGUUGAACCAAAACGGUCAUCCAGUAUUGUUCCACUGCAGUGAAAAGCAUUGGACGUUGAUCCCAUGCAUGUCAACGUACUUUCUAGACAUCUGCGUGUUUAAAGAGCGGUUUUAUGCGGUUAAUAAAAUUGGUAGGACAGUUGCGUUUGGAUUGGACUAUAGUGUUGAGUUAGUGGCUGAAUAUGUGAAUGGAGGGGAUAUGAAAUUCUUGGUAGAGUGUGAAGGUGAGUUGUUGCUAGUGGACAUCUGUGACUCGCAUUGUUUUGGGUUCCCUGGCGAAAAAGGUCUAAAACUGAAGGUGUUUAGGCUUAAUGAGAGAAAGAAGGAAUGGAGGUCGAAGAGCUUAGGGAAUAGGGUUUUGUUCUUGGGGAAUGGAUGUUCGUUUUCUGCUUCUGCUUCUGAUUUAUCUGUUGUCAAAGGGAAUUGUGUCGUCUUUAUUGACGAUGCGUUCAUCCCUUUUGAUAACAUGCGAUGUGGGAUGUGUGUUUUUGACUUGGACGAACAAAGGCUUUCUCCUUUGUCUCAUUAUCCUGACUACUUCAACUUGUUCUGGCCACCUCCGGAGUGGAUUCUCGAAACGCAAUACCAUUCAUAA
This is a messenger RNA of Medicago truncatula (barrel medic), 1212 nucleotides long. RefSeq names its product F-box protein SKIP23. Gene Ontology annotation, molecular function: protein binding. The transcript has a single exon. The record is from RefSeq and is a predicted model, not a curated record. Lineage: Eukaryota; Viridiplantae; Streptophyta; Magnoliopsida; Fabales; Fabaceae. Bases 1 to 1212 code for a protein of 403 amino acids.